AUGGCUGACAUUUCCUCCUACGACGAUAUCCUCGACUCUCUCGGCGAGAAUACUUUCGAGUCAUUUGACGGAGGGAGCCUCUCCCCCACCCUCGAAGACUGGUCCAACCCUACUGACCUUGAAGAGAUCGAGACUUUCGAUCUCGAUCUCUCCGACUCCGACUCAUCAUGGGUUGACCCGUUAGAAUCCGCCAUCACAGCCACCCGCAAUGGAUCCGCUCCAGUCCUCAGCACCCUCUCCCAGUUCACAGCUAUUCUAUCCCAAACCGGAAUCCAUGGCCCUCGUCUUCUGAAAACGAUCAACCUCUCGACUCGGGGUACCAAAAUUGGCUCCGGCGCCCAAUUCACUGUUUUCAAAGACCCUUCUUUUCAAGGAGAGGUCAUUAAACGCGUCAAUGUUCCCCUUUCCAGCAAGGCCGAUCAGCGGUUUGCCGCGACGAUGGAUUACCGUCUUCAGUUGAGAACACUAUGCCUUGAGGUUCUGUCACUUUGCAACCCCACCAUGCGUGCUCACCCAAAUAUCACAACUCUUCUGGCGUGGGGAUUCGACUAUCCAUAUGCGGACAUGGCUGUGCCAGUACUUUUUAUGGAAGAAGCACUGAUGCCAUUGAGUGACUUUCUAGUCGCCGAGAAGAGAGGGGUUGAUAUGAGAUACCAGCUUUCACUCGAUGUCGUGAACGGACUAGAGGCACUGCACAAUCUCGGCAUCGUGCAUGGGGAUGUCAAGCCAGACAAUGUGCUCGUGUUUCCGGGUCCAAAUGACAAGGUUCCAUUCCGGGCCAAGAUGAGUGAUUUCGGGGUGUGUGUUGAUUUGGAAACCCCCGAUGUAAAGUUUGAAUUGAGUGAUUAUCGCGGUACCCCAGCUUGGUUGGCUCCGGAAGUGAUCGCUGAGGAUAUCUCCAAAUUUGGCAAAUUCUCACCCGACAUGAUGUUUAGGUUUGACGCUUAUAGCCUUGCAUUGGUUUUACUGUCUGUCUUCACGGCAGAUGGCCAACCCCUUACUUUCAACAAAAGUUCCGGCGAGAUCUCAGAUAAGCUCUCUGAAUUGCUCAACGAACGCAUUGAUAUACCUUCCGCUAUUCGCAUGGAGCUUCGCAAAGCAGCUUUGAAGCUCUUGGCCGAAGAUCCCAGAAGUCGCCCCUUGCCAAACCAGGCAUUACUUAAAACUGACACACCGGCAUAUGCAUCUUGGCUUUCCUCAAUCCAAUCUGGUACCUCCACAAAUACCCCUACAGGUGUCAUUGAUCCAAUCUACAACAAAGGUCCGCUCUUCUGGUACCGACUAGACGAGAGUAUUCGCUCAGAGCUUGAAACACAACACGCUCUCAGCAAAGACGGAAAUGCGCCUCCAUUUACCGGAGACGUGCUACUUGGGAUAGCCCAGACAAUCACCGGCAAGAAGCCAACGUAUCUUGAUCGCCUGUUGACUUAUCUGAGUGACGCUGCCAAAGCUGGAUCUUCACCUGCUAGGGCUAUAUAUGGACAGAUUACGGACGCUCAUGAACGGGAGUCAGAGUUCGGUCAACAUGUGCUCGACAAGUGGAUGCUGCAAGCUGUUUCCGAGGGAUAUUAUUUUGCAAAACCAGGGCGGUUAGAAAAGGAAAUUGAGAGCGCAAGACAUCAAUUUAGGAUGAAGGGAGGGUUUUGCUCUGAUCCCUUCUUGGGAAAGCCUGACUUGAAAGCAGCAAUCAGUGGACCGAAUGUGCUGAAUUGGAUGGGAGAAAAGGGAAGCGUUGUUGAUCGCAAAGGAAACACGUUACUACACGCCGCCGCUGCUUUCGGAGCUAGCGAUACAGUUCAGGCUAUCUUGGAUACUGGUGAAGUUGAAGUGGAUGCGAAAAACGAGAACGAUGAGACACCGUUAUACAAAGCAUUCCAAGCGGGACAGAAAGAUGUUAUUAAGAUCCUUCUCGAUCAUGGAGCUGAUGCAUCUUGCAGAAAUCGACAGAAGAAUUCUCCAUUACAUUGGCUCUUUACCAUUCCAGAUGAUGCGAUUCACGAUAUCACAAAGCGAAUGGUCGCAGGGGGCGCAGACAUUGACGCAAAGAUGGAGCCUGUAGUCAAGGAGAAUAGUGGCGGAUAUCCAGAGAAGAUCCAGAUUCUUCAUUACCCAUUUGAGCUACCCCACGGAACACCCCUUCACUGGGCCUGCUUUUUUCGAAACAGAACAGCAAUAGACACUCUGAUUGCCUUUCAGGCAAAUAUCAACGCAAUUUACCACCACUUGGACUCAUCGACCACCCCACUUGCGUUGUCUGCAUACUUUGGCGAACCUGAAAUAGCAGCCCAGUUGCUAUCUCGGGGUGCAGAUGGAACGCUGCGCGACUUGACGGGCAGAAAUACGUUGCACCAAAUCACGAAAUACUUCCCCGAUCGACAUGGCUAUCUCCCUCAUCAAUGGCAUUAUUGGAUCCGCCAUGGAAACUGGAAUAAUCAUUUUGAGAAGCUCACCGAGCUAGUCAAGAUCUUAGUUGAGGGUGGUGCAGAUCUAAAUGCCAAAGAAAACGGGCGUUUUCCCCUGACACCAAUUGCUGCUGCUGCUGAGCUUGGAGUCUGGGAUGGAGGAAUGAUAGGGGCACUGUUAGAAGCGGGGGCUGAUUUGAAUGAAUCAAUUCUUGCGGGUGGAGAUACAGUCUUGCAUUGUUGGGCCGCCGUCACAGGACCCCGACUGGAUUACCCCGACUCGUACAUCCCAACCCUCGAAAGAAUAGUCCGUGCCAUGCCGAAUAUUGAUAUUCCCACUCGAUAUGAAGAAGAUACGCCCCUGCACACACUGACAACAACGUAUCACACGGAGGACGAGUUCGAGGCCGCAUUUGGCAUCUUACUCAGUCAUUCUCCUCCAGCGGACAUCGACAGAGUGACAAACCGUGGGGCAACUCCAUUGUCAAUAGCCUUGGAGACUCAACUUGAUCCCGAGAGACGGGGCCGCUUUCUGCUUGAUAAAGGUGCCGAUCCAACCAUCAUAAAUAACCGAGGUAGAGACAUUCUUUAUUCAAUUGCCAACAACGUCGUGCUCAGCGACAAAGUCAGCCACGAUCUCAUUCAACAUUUCCUGCAUACCCUUGGCUCCAACAUGCAACAAGUCUUUGAAGAGCGCUAUCUUAGUAACAAGAAGAACAGCCGCGAGUCUAUCAUUGCUGCCGCGGGUCGCGGAAAGCCCCGGACUUUAGCGCUCCUACUCUCACUGGGACUCAAAAGCAGCAUCAAUAUCCUGGACACAUCCAAAUCGCCACCACGGACUCCAUUGGACCAAGCCCUCAAUUUCGCCGAACUGAGUCGGCGUGAUCAUAUCCAAGCGCUAGCAUCGUACAAAAUCGGCAAAUCACGUACUAAUGCACUUGAUCAAAAUCUUGUGUGUUUUCCGGAGGUCAUCCAAAUUUUACGAGAUGCCGGCGCCUUGCGGAGAUGUGAACUGGAAGGGAGCUCGGACGGUGAUUACAUUGAGCAACCGGCUGAGUGGGACAAGAGUGAGAUCCAAAAGUACGGUUUUACGAAGGAAACUCAACCGAAUGCUGAGGCUUGGCGAGGGCUGGCCCACUUGUGGGCAGUGGCGCUUGGGGGCCAGAGUCUCUUCACCACGAAAGAUCUCCAAUCCUUCGAGCUUAUCUACUGGCUCAUCAAGUCGCCCUUUGAUUCCUUCCCAGGGGACAACCAGCAGCACGGCUCACGAGUCAAGCUCCAACCCAAGCUCCAAUCCAAGCUCCAAUCCAAGCUCCAAUCCAAGCUCCAAUCCAAGCUCCAAUCCAAGCUCCAAUCCAAGCUCCAAUCCAAGCUCCAAUCCAAGCUCCAAUCCAAGCUCCAAUCCAAGCUCCAAUCCAAGCUCCAAUCCAAGCUCCAAUCCAAGCUCCAAUCCAAGCUCCAAUCCAAGCUCCAAUCCAAGCUCCAAUCCAAGCUCCAAUCCAAGCUCCAAUCCAAGCUCCAAUCCAAGCUCCAAUCCAAGCUCCAAUCCAAGCUCCAACCCAAGCUCCAACCCAAGCUCCAACCCAAGCUCCAACCCAAGCUCCAACCCAAGCUCCAACCCAAGCUCCAACCCAAGCUCCAACCCAAGCUCCAAUCCAAGCUCCAAUCCAAGCUCCAACCCAAGCUCCAACCCAAGCUCCAACCCAAGCUCCAACCCAAGCUCCAACCCAAGCUCCAACCCAAGCUCCAACCCAAGCUCGCUACCUGGAGGCUUACCUUCGACAUCUGGCCAUCCAAAGCCUUCAAGCAGCAAGCUACCUCAAGUGUCAGUUCUCUGCGGAAUGAGGUCUCCGUGACACUCAUUCCAAUUCUCUCAAAAUUGAUAGACACCCCGGACAAGAACAAGGCACAAGAUGCCAUUGACAAACUGAAGAAGGUGGAGCCAGAGGCUAGGAAUCUUCUAAACAAGAUUGAUCCGAGCUCAGAGGGAUCGACAGGCUCAUGCAGUGGCGGUGGAAACCUUCUCUCAGACUUGAUUAAUGCUGUUACUUGUAUCGAUGAUGGACUUAACAAAGUGAAGUCUGAGAUCGAAGGAGGUAUCGAUGACGACUUUUCUGACAUCGAAGGUCUGGAGAGCACCGUUUCUAGCAUCACAGACCUCACCGAGGAACCGAAUGACGAGGAGCAGUCAUCUUCGGAUGAUUCUACUACUUCAACCUCAUGCUCUUCUACCACCACCGAAGAUAUCUAUGUGGAAUGCUCUGCUACUUCAGCCCCUGGUCGUAAGAGACAAGCAGCAGCAUCGUGCUCCACAUCGACAAAGACAGUGACUGGUUGUGAUAUCUCUGCCUCCACAACAACUACAACAAUUUCUUGCUCGCAAACUGAAACCAUUACAAAUUGUGAUGUUGUGUGCCCAACCACGGCUAUUCCAAAAUCCCAACUAGCCGGCCGCGCUCCCGUAACGGCGAGCUGCAGCACCACCUGUUCAACCGAAACAGCGUGCAGCACCACUGGAUCUACAUCGACUAGCUGGAGUACAACCACAACAACACCAAGCUCCAGUGUUGGUGGUCAGUGUGGAACAGGAUGCUCGUCUUGUAUGUCUCUUUCUACCCCGACUGCUAGUUCAGCGGCAAAGAGGGGCCUGGACCUCACCAAGCGCACUCUCACAUCCCCACAAGAUGCCCCUUAUAAUGGCGACACGGGCGCAUUCUUGGUCGACCAGUAUGUUUGGGCUGAAUGGGUGCCGCUUGGAACUGGUGGAAGGUCAAACCCCACAGCUCUUUACCAUGAGCUCAAGAAAGAAAAGUAUGACAUGGCUGUUCAAGGAUUAUAUGGUUGCACCUCGGUGGUCGUCGUAUCUGAGAAGGCCGUUUACAUGUCUCAUUUCUGGGAGGUUCCUGGAUUUAGCCAGGGCAACUGGGGAAUUGGAACACAGGAGAGAUUUGAACAAGAAGUCCUCGGCCCUCUUGAAAAUGGUGAUGGAGGAUCUGGAAUUGCCGGUUUGCGACAGUACGCAGGAUCUAACGGAGCAUUCGCUAGACAAUACAGACCUGCAGCAUAUGUCGUCAGACCUGGUAGCUCAGGCCGAGCAGACUAUGACAAGGCAUAUGAUAAAAAGGUGGACCAAAUUGUGGAAAAAGUGAACAAUAUUCUGGGAGUCUCGACGCCUCCAAUUCCUAUCACUUACAGUCGCGCGGGAGGCGGAGGGGCCGACAAUACUUUCACACCCCUAGGAAAGGUACUUUUCCAGUAUGACCCUGUCCAGGCUCGCGAAACCACUGAUAGUUGCCCUAUUCAAAAAGCUAUGAUGCGAGUUUGGGUGGAAGAUAAGCCUCGCUACGUCCAUCAGAGAUACUGGAUUGCGUACGAUGACCAAAAGGUGCCGCAGUCGGGUAAUCAAAAACGCGAUUGCCCGGCAGAUGCAACUGCAGGUGGCCAGGUUCCACCAUCAUCAGCACUUGAAUCAGGCUCAACCUCUUCAGGCACUUCGGGCACUUCUUCCUCCAGUGGUAUCCCUACCUCCAAAACGUUGACUUCGAUACCAAGCGCUUCCCAUAUCUCGACGCAGGCUAGUUCAACUCCAUCUUCGACUCCAACGCCCACUCCGACACCCUCGCCAAGUCCAGAGACAACUACAACUGCGGAGCAAACAACAACAGCCGAUGAGACCACCACAACAGAAGAAGCCACCACUACAACAGCAGAAGCCACCACUACAACAGCAGAAGCCACCACUACGACGGAAGCCCCCACGACAACGACAGAGGCCCCGACUACUACAACGGAGGAUCCUAUACCCACGACUACAGAAGCACCAAUUCCAACUGCUCAACUAGUUGUCGCUUAUGUUGUCAAUGGCUGGUCAAACAGCUGGAGUGUAUAUACGCCCGACAUCGAUGACGAUAGUCCUGACUGGUGUGGUGGGAGUACUGGUAGUUGGGAUGCCAGUGGAGACAUAUCUUUGAAGAACGUCCCUUAUCCCAACGGUGACAAUGAUUUUGACUUUGAUGUGGACGACAUGAGUGAUUGCUCUUACUCUUCUGACUCAGAUGAAGCAGCUGGGACUCUGAGCUGCCCUGACUUUUCGGAGGAUGUCCAAUGUACAGAAUAUGGUGAUCAAAGCCAAUCGACCUGCUACGGCGUGGCAUCUGCUAUGAUGACUGUUCCCAAGGUGCUAUGCCAGUGGGGUUAG
Penicillium manginii is the source of this 6600-nucleotide messenger RNA. RefSeq lists its product as uncharacterized. The transcript is spliced from 8 exons. Gene Ontology annotation, biological process: protein phosphorylation. Bases 1 to 6600 code for a protein of 2199 amino acids. Gene Ontology annotation, molecular function: protein binding; protein kinase activity; ATP binding. NCBI's taxonomy places the organism in Eukaryota, Fungi, Ascomycota, Eurotiomycetes, Eurotiales, Aspergillaceae. The record is from RefSeq and is a predicted model, not a curated record.